Molecule: messenger RNA, 192 nt
Organism: Funneliformis caledonium
Lineage: Eukaryota; Fungi; Glomeromycota; Glomeromycetes; Glomerales; Glomeraceae
Source: the annotation of a GenBank genome assembly
AUGAAACGAAAUAUCUUCUUAAUCAUUAGUGCCUUGGUAUUCUUAGCAGCUGUCAUUACCACUGCUUUGCCACAAGGCGAACCCAAAACCAAUGAAACUGAAGCUGAAAGUGGUCAUCAUUUUACUGACUUAAAAAACAAAAUUAAGGGUUGGUUCGAUCCUGAAGAAGACGACGAUAAGGUCGACAAAUAG